ACAUGAAAAAAGGAAGAGAAGAAAGAUUCGCUAAAUUUUCAACACAAAAAUUUUACCUGCACUCCGAUGCAUCAUGCGGUUUCUCUUAAAACCCUUCUUCAAUUAAGUGAAGCAGAUUCACUGAAGAAUCCGAGUCAUUAGGUGAUAAUCGUUCUCCUCUCUCAAGUUUCUUUCUCCUGAUAACCGCAAUUUGCAAUUUUUUUCGUCCAUGGAUAUCAUUUUGUUGCAGAAUCACAGAAUAUUUCCAUUUUCCAUAUCAAUUUGUUCUGCUUAUCUCAUUUCAUGAUGUAUGAUACAUUUGGAAAUUACUUUUAUGAUUUACCAUCUGGAGAGAAAAAGAUAAAGUUUGCAUAUUUUUGGCAAAUUUUGAAUACCCAGAAAAGGAAUUGAAGAAAGAAAUGAUGGGUAAUAGGUUUUUAGUAAUUGCAAUAACUACAUAUAGAAAUUUCAGUACCAAAACUGGUACAAAAACCAAGAAGUGGUUUGGAAAUAGAUACAGGAAGAAAGCCAUUGAGAAAGAACUCGUAGAAGGUAGAACUAGUAUCAAAUGGACUGACCAACAGAAACAAGUCAUAAGUGCUGUUUCUAUGGGUCGUUCUGUGUUCAUUACGGGCUCAGCUGGAACUGGAAAAACAGCCUUGAUUGAGCAUCUUAUCAAAACAUUGGGCCAGAAACGUUAUGAACCAUCAAAUGUGUUUGUCACAGCAGCUACUGGUGUUGCAGCCUGUGCUAUUAGUGGACAAACUCUGCAUUCUUUUUCCGGGAUUAAACACAUGAAGGCCGAUAGAGAACUGCUGCUACAAAGUGUUUUAUCCAAUAAGCAGGCUUGUAGGAGGUGGAAGAAAGCUAAGGCAUUGGUUAUAGAUGAAAUUAGUAUGGUCAGUGCAAAGAUGUUUGAGGAUCUUGAAUACAUUGCUAGAGUGAUUCGUGAUGUAGAUGAGGUGUGGGGUGGAAUUCAGCUUGUUGUAGGUGGAGAUUUCUUCCAGUUACCACCCAUAAUAAGACCACCAGAUCCGUUGGGUAAAGAAUUUGCAUUUGAGGCAGAUUGUUGGAAUUCAAGCUUCGACUUGCAAGUUGAACAAACUCAAAUUUUCCGGCAAUCAGACCUUCAACUUAUCAAGAUACUUCAGGGUAUAAGAAGAGGGGAGAUUGAUCCUUCAGAUUUGGAGUGCCUAGAAGAAGUAUGUUGCUCAAAGACCAAACCAGAUGAUUCGGUGGUACAACUCUUUCCAAGGAUUGAAGAUGUGGCCACAGUGAAUGAAGAGAGAAUGGAAAAAUUGAACAAUGAAAUUGUGGUUUAUACAGCCGUUGACAGUGGCAUCGACAAAUGGAAGAGACAGCUUGAUAAAGGGAUAGCACCUGAUGAAAUUGGUUUGUGUGAAAAGGCAAGGGUGAUGCUGAUCAAGAAUGUGAAAACUUGGCGUGGACUGGUUAAUGGUGCCACUGGUACCAUUUUGGGGUUUGUUGAACCGGAGGAGAGGGAUGUUACUGACAUAUGUAAAGAUGGACUGCUUCCUCUUGUCAAGUUUGAUUCAGGGCAGACAAUGGUGGUUGAACCGGAAACAUGGGAAGUGAGAGAGGGAGAUGUAGUUCGUGCCAGUAGAAAGCAGAUUCCUCUCAUACUGGCAUGGUCAUUAAGUAUUCACAAGUGCCAAGGAAUGACUCUUGACCGCCUGCACACCGAUCUCUCAAGAGCUUUUGGAUACGGAAUGGUCUACGUAGCUCUUUCCCGUGUGAGAAGCUUUGAAGGCCUUCAUUUAUCUGGUUUUGAUUCCUCAAAGGUUCAAGCACACCCCAAGGUUUUGAAGUUCUAUAAAAAUUUUGUUAGUGAACAAUAUAAAGAAAUUGAGGAUGAUUGCUCAGGGAAAGCUCAUCAUAUAUCCAGGGGAAAUACUUGAUAUUACACAUGAAUUGAGUACUUGAGGAACAGAAUUAAUGUCUUCGGACAAUGAUGGUGCAUCAAUGAACAAAUAAUUUUCAACAUGCAGACUUCAUCACAACAUAGCUGCAGUAUUUCCACUCUACAUCUGGUUCGAAGUGUCAAAUCCAACAAAAUUCGAAGAGUGCUAUUUAAUAUUUUGGGAUUUGAUAUUUGUUUAUCAGUUCUCUUCGAUUAUCAAAAUGUCUGGUCGAAGAGAAAAUAGCUAUAAUAGCUCUUCUUUUAUCACUAACAAGUUUUAUUCUAAACAAUAAGACUUCACAAGUUAUUUAUAAAAAGCUAUUAUACAUUAGAGAGACCAAAUUGUUUUCAAAUUAAUUUACUAAAUUAUGUGGCAAAUAAUGUGACACCCGUUUAGUAGUUUGUGUUAGAUUUGACUUAUUCAUGUAAUUGUUCGUUUAUAUAUAUUUAGUUUACAUUAAUUUUUCAGUUAUUUAUA
Messenger RNA from Ziziphus jujuba (common jujube), 2378 nucleotides. RefSeq names its product ATP-dependent DNA helicase PIF1. Gene Ontology annotation, biological process: telomere maintenance; DNA repair. The transcript is spliced from 2 exons. Bases 399 to 1898 code for a protein of 499 amino acids. Gene Ontology annotation, molecular function: DNA helicase activity. Lineage: Eukaryota; Viridiplantae; Streptophyta; Magnoliopsida; Rosales; Rhamnaceae. The record is from RefSeq and is a predicted model, not a curated record.